Gossypium raimondii (Peruvian cotton) is the source of this 2662-nucleotide messenger RNA. RefSeq lists its product as uncharacterized. The transcript has a single exon. The record is from RefSeq and is a predicted model, not a curated record. Bases 317 to 2392 code for a protein of 691 amino acids. NCBI's taxonomy places the organism in Eukaryota, Viridiplantae, Streptophyta, Magnoliopsida, Malvales, Malvaceae.
UAACACCCAUGCCCCCCGUUGGAACCAGAAAGUAAAGCAAGCUUACACUUUGCUACAGACAAAACACCAACAGUUCCUCUUCUUCCUUAAAUAAUAAACCCUCUCUCUCUUCCAGUAAUCUUUCUAUCUGUAAAAUCUUUGCACCCCACCACUCUACAAUCAAACAAACAAAACCCCAUUAUUUCUCUUCUUCAUUCAUUGACCAUCUCUCACACAAAAAAAUCUCUGAAUUUUUCUUCUUUUUUGGGGUUUGUUCUUCCUGCUACUGAAAUGGUCACGUCAAAGUAAAAAAAAAAAAAGACCACUUGAAGAAAUAAUGGAUCUUGAGCGACCCCAUCGAAGUACUAGCAUCAACAACAGUAGCAGCAGCAGUAACGCAACAAGCACCACGAGCGAGCUCUUCAUUUGUUUCACCUCACGUCUUUCUUCUUCGUCAAUGAAAAUCUCUUCGAAAUCCAUCCUUAGUCCUGGUCGUGCUAGGGAACCUUCCCAAAUCUCUCUUUCUUCAUCGCUCACUAGGAGGUUGAGAAGCAAUGGUAGCAUGAAAGGUGGCCAGGCUUCACCCAUGUUUCCAACUAAUGGCAAGAAAAGAGGGUGUGCUUUUGAGAACCCUGAGCCUUCUUCCCCUAAGGUUACUUGUAUAGGUCAAGUUAGGGUCAAGACCAAGAAACAAGGCAAAAAGUUUAGAGGUUGCAGAUCUAAGAGAAGAGGGGAAGUUAGUUUCAGGAAAGUGGAUCAUACUAACAAUGCCAACAAUGGGAGCAAUGGUCUUGAAGCAAGUAGCAGCUUUCAUCUUUUGAGCAGCGGUAGUCAACAUCAUCAGCAACAAGAAUGCAAGAAAUGGGUUCAUUUUCCGGUGACUAUUUGCGAAGCGUUGAGGGCAUUCGGGGCUGAGUUUAACUGCUUUUUGCCUUGUAGGCCUUCUUGCAUGGCUAACCAAAGGGAUAAAGAAGAGAAAAGAGGAUCUAACGAGAGAAAUGGGAAUGGGAGCUCUUGUGGGGCUGUAUUUGCAAGGUGGUUGGUGGCAGUGCAAGAAGGGGAAGGGAAAGGGAGGGAGAUUGAGUUGGUGGUUGGUGGUGGGGAAGAUGAUGAUGAUGAUGAUGAUGAUGAUUAUGAUGGUGAGAGAAGGAAAUGCAGUGAAAUGAUGAGGAGCAGUCAAAGGAGACAUGUGUUUGAGGAUAUUGAAAUAAAUGAUUAUUUGGGUGAUGAAGAAGAAGAAGAAAAAGGUAGGGUGAGUAUCUGUAUACCACCCAAGAAUGCUUUGUUGUUGAUGAGGUGUAGAUCUGAUCCUGUUAAAAUGGCUGCUCUUGCUAACAAAUUCCUGGAAACUCCAUUGCCAAAAGAUGAACAAGAAGAAGAAGAAAAAGAAGAGGUUCAAGAGGGUGCUGUGGAAGUGGAAAGAGAAGGAAUUGAACGCCAAGAGUUUAGUGAAGUCAGUGAAAUGUAUGUUUCUUGUGAAGCAACUGAGGAACAAGAAAUCCCAGAAGCUGAAGCUGAAACAGAGGCUGAAUCUGUUUUGGUACUAAGGGAUGAUGCUGAAGUAAAUGAAGAAAGUUCAGGAAGAAGUUCAAAUGAAGAAACAAUUCUAGAAUGUCAAGAACAAGAAAUUGAAAGAAAAGAAGAAGACGACCAGCAAGAGUCAACAAUAAAAGAAGAAACUUCUCCCCAUGUUUCAUUUUAUCUUGACAAGCUUUAUGUUGAAGAAAAUGAAGGUGGCCUUGAAGAAGAACUGCUACAAGAAGCUGAAGAUGAAAAUGAAACUGUUAGUGUUAAAGCGGAGGAAGAAGAAUAUAAAGCUGCUGUUGAAGAAGAAGCUGAAGAAGAAGAGAGUACAACUUCAACAAUAGAAGAGAAAGAAACUGAGACAACCCAAGGAAGAUCCGAAUCCGAAUGCCCGGAACCAGAAAGUAAGUCAAAGGAGAGUGAGAGUCAAGAGGAUUUGUUGCCAGAUUGUUUACUAUUAAUGAUGUGUGAGCCAAAGCUGUCAAUGGAGGUAUCCAAGGAGACUUGGGUGUGCAGUACGGAUUUCAUAAGGUGUGUACCAGAGAAGAAGAAGAAGAAGAAGCAGCAGCAGAAGCCAGAAGUCAAACAAAAAGACGGUGGAGAUCAACCCAAAGCAAGGAUCAGCAUUGACCGUAAUCCUGCUCCUAUUUUGUUACACCCACCUAGGUCGUCUUGUUCUUUCCCGGCUCCUCCACCAAUGGCUACGGCAGCUAAGGGAGGUGGCGGCUGUGGGCCUAUGGCUAAAGGGUAUGAGUCGUUUGUUCUCACGCGCUGUAAGUCGGAGCCGAGGAGGUCAUCGACCAAGCUUGCACCCGAUGCUUGCUUUUGGAAGAAUAGGAAGCUCGAGCCGGCUGCACUUGAAGUUGGCGCGGCUGGAGUUGGUUUUUAAGCCAGGAUCGCUAGAAAGCAGUAAAAAGUAAAAGAAAAGAAAAGAAAAGAAAGAUAUUUGUGGUAAACUUUGAAGUUUUUUAUGAGUAAAAAAAUCAGUAAAUGUUGUAGUUUUUAGUCCUUUUGAAUAGUUAAAAAAAAAAAUCUUUGGGGUUACUUUUCUUUGUUUUUUCUCCCUUGUUUUAGGUUCGGUAAAACUGUAAACUCUGUAAAACAGUUAUAUUUGCUCUUCUUUUUUCAAAAAUAGUUGGGGGUGUGAUUUUGAUUUUAA